Molecule: messenger RNA, 1364 nt
Organism: Aspergillus candidus
Lineage: Eukaryota; Fungi; Ascomycota; Eurotiomycetes; Eurotiales; Aspergillaceae
Exons: 1
Coding region: 236-1027 (263 amino acids)
Source: RefSeq, a predicted model, not a curated record
GUUUGUCUGAACCUUGAGCCUUCACCCCACCCGCUGGAUUAUCCCUGCAGCUCUUUCCCACUCGUUUGCCACAGAACCUGUCUCUACAAGUCUUCGGUUUCUUUUCUUUUGCCCUUUGGGGGUUCUCCGUCUCUUAUUUCCGAAGCACGGUCCAAGUCACCCCUCCUCGUGGUGUUUCAGGGAGACUCUUUUCGCCCAACACUCCCCGCGGGUUGUUAUAGCUCGAGACCUCAUUAUGGAUUCCAUGAGGUCGCUAAAUACCUCACUUCCGAGCUCGACUCCUCGCCCGCAGCCUCCGGAGCAGCUUCUGCAGUCCUUCAAGACCGCCGCGUUGUCCGUCACCAACCUUUAUAAGAAUGCUGUCUUUGAGCAAGCCCAGGCGAAACAAGCUGGAUAUCAUGAAGCAAUUGAAGAUUUGCUGCAAUUCUUAGACAGAGAGAAUUUGGGACUCGGUGACGGAGAAGGGUGGCGGGUUCGUCAAUGGGCCACGGAACGAAUGGAUGGCCCGCUGAGUGACGAAGAUGAUGCCGAAAAGCAAGCUCGAGGCUCCCCGUAUACUGCGCCUCGAAAGGCAAAUGCCGAGCCGGUCACAACAAAACCUCAACCGAAGCCCGCUCCGUCCUCCGACCACGAACCAGUUACCACGCCACAACAGCCAGCUCAACAGCCGCCGGCAGUUUCGUCCCAUGUCCCCGACAGCAACCCCCCUGACCGAUCGGCCGUAUUCACCUUUACAGCUGGGCCGUCCUUUCCACCUCAACAGGAACACGAUGUCGAUAUGCAGCCCUCCGAUGACUCGGCGCCGUCCAGUCAGGAUGAAGCUCCCGUCAGCGUCUCUGUUGUACCCCGAAACUCCCGAUCACAGAACCGCCACAGCAAUCUAUCGAGGCCGAAUCCCCGAACCUCCGUACGGGAUACCACAGGACUGAGUUCGAAACGAAAGUUCACUGUACCCGACUUCUUCGAUUUAUCCGGGAUGGGAAACAAAGAUGUGUUCGGGGGCGGCAAACGCAGCCGCUUCACCUAGAGAAUAUGGAAUCGACGAUUGCACGAAUUUAAUAUUCUUUUAGCUACGCAGCGGUUGGUUGUCAUUUUCAGUUUUGGAUGCAUUAGGAGGAGCAUUGCAUGUGAUCACAUCUGGUUAUAGUUCCUUCUACCCUUGUUACUCUUUUUUCUUUUUUUCUUUUUACUUUUUUACUAUACUUCUCCUGGGUCCUCUCGCCUGGUUUAUUUAUUUGUGUUUUUUUCCUGUUUCUUCUGUUGGGGUGUGUAUUAAGCAUAUAGAGAUUACCAGAUAUGGAGAUACCCGGGGAGGCGAUUUUGCGGUGUUGAGUCGUAUAUAUUUAUAUAAGUCAUUGCAUAUA